Molecule: messenger RNA, 2042 nt
Organism: Solanum stenotomum
Lineage: Eukaryota; Viridiplantae; Streptophyta; Magnoliopsida; Solanales; Solanaceae
Product: probable inactive purple acid phosphatase 27
Exons: 11
Coding region: 35-1933 (632 amino acids)
Molecular function (GO): acid phosphatase activity; metal ion binding
Source: RefSeq, a predicted model, not a curated record
GAAAAGAAAAGGAGUAGUUAAGCAAAGAGAGAAAAUGAGGAACAAAUUAUACUUGUUAUUAGUUUUGUUGAGUUUAAUUAAUAGUGUUCAUGUUUCAUCUCAAGAAAAAUAUAUUAGUUUGGGAGAGCAUGAACAUCAUGAGCACAUAGGCCAAAUGGAACAUCCAUUAUCUGGAAUUCAAAUCCACAAUAUUGUAGUUGCUCUAUCUAAAUCUGCAUCCAUUAAAGUUGAUGGACCUACUCUUCUUGGCUCUAAGGGUGAAGAUUUUGAAUGGGUUACAAUAAACCUAAGGAAUGCAGAGCCCUCACAAGAUGACUGGGUUGGAGUUUUUUCUCCUGCAAACUUCAAUGAAUCCAUUUGUCCUCCACAAACUAGUAAAGAAAAACAAUCUGGAGCUCCAUUUAUUUGUACUGCCCCCUUAAAGUUCAAAUUUGCAAAUUAUAGCAAUAGCAAGUACACAAAGACUGGGAAAACUUCACUUAAGUUCCGGUUAAUUAACCAACGUGGCGAUUUCUCAUUUGCCUUCUUCUCUGGUGGUUUGGAAAAUCCUAAGUUGAUAUCCGUCUCAAAAUAUGUCGCAUUUUCCAAUCCAAAAGCGCCUCUUUAUCCACGUCUUGCUCUUGGGAAGUCAUGGGAUAUAAUGACUGUUACUUGGACAAGUGGUUACAACAUUGAUGAAGCUGUUCCAUUCGUCGAAUGGGGAUGGAAGGGACAAGUGCAACAACGCUCCCCAGCAGGGACACUCACAUUUCAUCGGAACAGCAUGUGUGGAUCUCCUGCUAGAACUGUGGGAUGGCGUGAUCCUGGAUUCAUACAUACAAGUUUCCUCAAGGAUUUGUGGCCAAAUGUGGAGUACACAUACAAGUUGGGUCACUUGUUAAGCGAUGGUUCAGUUGUUAUGAGCAAGCAAUAUUCAUUUAAAUCUCCUCCAUUUCCAGGACAAGAGUCAUUGCAACGAAUCGUGAUAUUUGGAGACAUGGGGAAGCAAGAGCGCGAUGGUUCAAAUGAAUAUGCUGAUUAUCAGCCAGGUUCACUUAUGACAACUGACACCCUUAUUAAGGACCUUGAUAAUAUUGAUGCGGUUUUCCUUAUUGGAGAUCUCCCCUAUGCAAACGGAUAUAUCUCACAAUGGGAUCAAUUUACUGCACAGGUAGAGCCAAUAACAUCGAGGGUACCUUUCAUGAUUGCAAGUGGUAAUCAUGAAAGAACUUGGGAGAACAGUGGAUCAAUAUAUAACGGUCUAGACUCGGGUGGAGAAUGUGGUGUACCAGCUGAAACAUUAUACUAUGUUCCCGCAGAAAAUAGAGCUAAGUUCUGGUAUGCAGCUGAUUAUGGGAUGUUCCACUUCUGUAUAGCAGACACUGAACAUGACUGGAGAGAGGGAUCUGAACAAUACAAGUUCAUCGAGCAAUGCUUUGCGUCAGCCAAUAGACAUAAACAACCUUGGUUGAUUUUCGCUGCUCAUCGUGUUCUUGGUUACUCAUCUAAUGACUGGUAUGCUAAUGAAGGAUCAUUUGAAGAGCCCAUGGGAAGGGAGCACUUGCAAAAGCUCUGGCAAAAGUAUAAGGUUGAUAUGGCAUUCUUCGGGCACGUUCAUAACUAUGAAAGAGUUUGCCCUAUUUACCAGAAUCAAUGUGUGAACAAGGAGACAUCACACUACUCUGGCGUAGUGAACGGAACGAUUCAUGUUGUUGUUGGUGGAGGGGGAAGUCAUUUGUCACAAUUCACAACUCUUAACACUAGAUGGAGUGUGUUCAAAGAUUAUGACUGGGGAUUUGUGAAACUCACAGCAUUUAACCAAUCUUCCCUUCUGUUUGAGUACAAGAAGAGCAAAGAUGGUAAAGUGUAUGAUUCUUUUACAAUCUCAAGAGACUACAAGGAUGUUUUAGCUUGUGUCCAUGAUGGUUGUGAACCAACCACUUUGGCUAAUUAAAAAAUCAAGUGUAUGCAGCAAUGAAGAGUUUACUUUCAAGUUCUUAAUAUUAAGUGGAUGUAUUAGUAGUUGUUGAUUUAAAAAUAAAGAAAUUUGCAUGUUGGUUCUA